This is a messenger RNA of Alligator mississippiensis (American alligator), 5101 nucleotides long. RefSeq names its product protocadherin gamma-A10-like. Bases 180 to 2681 code for a protein of 833 amino acids. Gene Ontology annotation, cellular component: plasma membrane. The record is from RefSeq and is a predicted model, not a curated record. The transcript has a single exon. Lineage: Eukaryota; Metazoa; Chordata; Crocodylia; Alligatoridae. Gene Ontology annotation, biological process: homophilic cell-cell adhesion. Gene Ontology annotation, molecular function: calcium ion binding.
ACAGCUUGGAGAACAGAGAGCUCAGACUUUCUUUUGCUCAGGACCGACUGUCGGUGCAGGCUAUUCGCUGAAACCGGCGGAUGGGUUAACAGCUGAUUAUUGUCGGAAACGAUCGGCCCGACAUCAUCUCCAAGUAGCAGCUCUCGGCGGCGGAGAGGCAGUGGAUCCUCCGGAUCUCCAUGGCCAGUUCCGGAGCACAAGGGCUGCGGCGCUGCGCAGGGCGAGCCGUGCUGUGCUGCGUGGUGCUGACCGUGUGCGGGGCCGCUGCGGCCGGGCAGAUUCGCUACUCGAUCCCCGAGGAAAUGCAGAAAGGCUCCUUCGUGGGGAACAUCGCGCAGGACCUGGGGCUGGAGGCCAAGGCGCUGUCGGAGCGCGGCGUGCGCGUGAUUUCCAGAGGUAGGACGCAGUAUUUCGCUUUGAAUGUAAAGAGCGGCCAUUUAAUCACGGCGGAGCGGCUAGACAGGGAGCAGCUGUGCGGCCGGGCUGAGAAGUGUCUCCUGAACUGCGAGGUUAUAGUGGAGCAUGACAUGAAGAUGUAUGGAGUGGAAGUCGAAAUCACAGAUAUAAACGACAACGCUCCGAGCUUCCAAACAGGGGAAAUGGAGCUAAAAGUCAGUGAGACAACAGCCCCAGGAUCCCGGUUCCCCUUGCAUAAUGCGCAGGAUCCUGAUGUGGGUAGGAAUUCGCUUCAGAGCUACAAACUGAGCAGUAACGAACAUUUUUCUCUGCAAAUACAAACUGCAUCUGAGGGUGUUAACCCCCCCGAAUUAGUGCUCGAGAAGCCCCUGGACCGGGAAGAGCAGGCUACUCACGACCUCAUCCUCACCGCCACUGACGGCGGAGAUCCUGUCCGCUCCGGCACGGCGCGGAUCCACGUGGUGGUGCUCGAUGCCAAUGACAACGCGCCCGUGUUCAGCCAGCCGCUCUACCGCGUGAGCGUGCGGGAGAACGUGCCCGUCGGGACCACGGUGGCUACAGUGAAGGCCACGGAUCUGGACGAAGGUAUUAACGGACACGUGAUAUACUCCUUGCAAUUCAAAGACCAGGCUUCCCAAGUAUUCCAACUGGACUCUAGGACCGGAGAUAUAACGGUCUUCAGGAACCUGGACUACGAGGAAUCCACAUUAUAUGAAAUGGAGGUAAGGGCGCACGACGGCGGAGGCCUCUUGAACAGGGCGAAGGUCGUGAUCUCUGUCAGCGACGUGAACGACAACAUCCCCGAGAUCAGGAUCACCUCCCUGCUCAGCUCCGUCCCCGAGGACUCCCCGCCGGGAACCGUGAUCGCCCUCUUGAUCGUGCAGGACCAGGACUCAGGAGAGAACGGCGCCGUCACAUGCACCAUCCCGGACCACGUCCCCUUCCGGCUGCAGAAAUCCGUGGACAACUACUACAGCCUGGUGACGGCCAGGGACCUGGACCGGGAGCAGGUGGCGGAUUACAACGUGACGGUCACGGCCCGGGACCGCGGGGCGCCGCCGCUGUGGUCCGCCACGACGAUCGCCGUGCAGGUGUCGGACGUGAACGACAACGCGCCGGCCUUCAGCCAGGCGGCCUACAGCGUGUGGGUGAGCGAGAACAACGCCCGCGGCGCCUCGGUGUUCUGCGCGCGGGCGGCCGACGCGGACUGGGGCGACAACGCCCGGGUGACGUACUGGCUGGCGGAGGGCGAGCUGCAGGGCGCGCCGCUGUCGUCGUGGCUGUCGGUGCAGGCGGAGAGCGGCGCGGUGCAUGCGCUGCGCGCCCUGGACUACGAGCAGGUGCGCGAGAUCCGCUUCGCCGUGGAGGCGCGGGACGGCGGGUCGCCGCCGCUGCGCAGCAGCGCCUCGGUCACGCUGCUGGUGCUGGACCAGAACGACAACCGGCCCGAGAUCCUGUACCCGGCGGCGCCCCGCGACGGCUCGACGGGCGUGGAGCUGGCGCCGCGCUCGGCCGAGCCGGGCUACCUGGUGACCAAGGUGGUGGCGGUGGACGCGGACGCGGGGCAGAACGCCUGGCUGUCGUACGAGCUGCUCAAGGCCAGCGAGCCGGGGCUCUUCGCGCUGGGCGUGCACACGGGCGAGAUCCGCACGGCGCGCGCCCUGGGCGACAGGGACGCGCUCAAGCACCGCCUGGUGGUGGGCGUGCGGGACAACGGGCAGCCGCCGCUGUCGGCCAGCGUCACGCUCACGGUGGCCGUGGCCGACAGCAUCCCCGAGCUGCUGGCCGACCUGGGCAGCCUGGCGGCGCCGGCGGCCGAGGCGCAGGCCAGCCUCACCUUGUACCUGGUGGUGGCCGUGGCCGCCGUGUCGUGCCUCUUCCUCGCCUUCCUCAUCGUGCUGCUGGGCCUGCGGCUGCGCCGCUGGCGGCAGGCGCAGCUGCUGGGCUCGGCCGGCGGCGCCCUGGCCGGGGUGCCCGUCUCGCACUUCGCGGGCAUCGACGGCGUCCGCGCUUUCCUGCACUCCUACUCCCAGGACGUGUCUCUCACGGCCGGCUCCAGGAAGAGCCAGUGGAGCUUCGGCCCGCCCAGCUCUGCCGGCACCCUGGCUCGGCCGCCGGCGGGACAGGGCAAGGAGCCUGCCCCGGUGGGUAAGGAUUCAAAGGUGUGUGAGGCGGACCAGGCUGCGCUGCAGGUGAGCCGACGUUUUUGUAUUCUGUUGCCCUUGUUUACAUUCUGGUGUUUCUGUCUUUCGGAUCAUUGUUAGUGUCUGAAUUUAUAUUUGAUAAAAGGAGUGCCUUUUAAUUGGUAUGGACGAGUAGCCAUAGAUAUUAUGACAAUUCUUGCAUAGGGAAAGGGCUUUUCUGUGUGUGAUUCGAAAGAAUGUUGAAGACACGCGUUCCUUUGCGUCCAUGGCUUUACUACAGGGCAGAGGUCAGCGACCCCCUGCACGUAUGCCGAGCAUGGCAUACAAAGCCAUCUUGCUUGGCACAGCACCACCAGUCCGGGCUCUAAGCAGCUGCUGCCAGCCAUGGAGCCCAUGCUGCUCUCAGCAGGCGGCUGGGAGGCUUCAAGCGCUGUUGCAAGUCCACCGGGCUCCGUGGGCUGGCUGCAGCUGGGAGGCUACAAAGAGCUGCGCGGGGGUCCGGCAUGCUGACCCUCCAGCACCUUCCAAGGUUGGCAUUGUGGCUUUUUCAGCACUCUGGCCCCAAAAAUGUUGCCUACCCCUGCUAUAGGGGAUCUGAUCAUCAAGGUCUACCUUUGUGGUUAUUGAUUAACUGCAUGUCUGCAGUUUUGAGCCUGCUGUGGCUUAACACAUACAUAUGACACAAGUUUUGUUUUCAAAACUUUGGGGUGCAGUUUUCCCGAACCCCCUGUAUCUAUAUCUAUCAAACUUGGCAGGCUUCAUGCACUCAGAAGGUGCUACCAUUCUUGCAAGUGUCGUCAAAAUCAGGCCAGAAAUGACAAAGUUAUAGGCUGUUUUGUCCUUCCCCAUUAUAGUCUAUGGGCAAAACAUGGGAACAGAAGUGAAACAGCGAAACAUUUCGGAUUGCCUUGUUUUGUUUUGAGGCUGUUUCGACUGUAUCUGUUCCAUUUUGAUUUUGCUGUUUUGACCUUGAAACAGGUCAAAACAGCAUCAAAAUCAAACUGGCAGGGAAAUUUACUUAUCUCUGAUGCUAGAUUAUUUGCUUUUCCUGAUUCAUAUUUCUUAUGUUCUUAGAAUUGUUAACUUACAAAGAGAAUUUACUGUCAGUGGUGUGCAAAAUGUAGAAGGACCAUUAGGCUGUGUUUGUUAUGUCUCUUGCUACUACUAUCCCUUCCACUUUUUAAUAUGGGCUACUAAGAAUCAGAAGUAUAGAGCGGUGACAGGCACCAUGAGUAGAACCAGCCCUUUUCAAAAUUUGCUGGGUAAAUACUGUUCUAACCUGUGCAUAAAAAAUUCUAGUAACAGAGAUUCUACAACCUGUCUCUCUAAAGUCUGCCAGUGCUUCUUGACCCUCAUUGCUGGAAAGGCCUUAAUAGGCCUUAAGGAUGAUUAUCUGAUGAUUAACUACUCUCUUCAAGUUUGGCGAAUUUUGUGUGUAUAAAACCCCAAUUGUCUUUAUGUUUCACAGUUUUUGUAUUCUCCGCUCAUAUUAGGUCUUCUCACUUGGUUUGCAUAUGUAUUUGUAUUGAUAUAAUUCUGCAUUCCCCAGUUUCUCUUUAAAACUAAUUACAGAGUGAAAGAAGGAUUAGUAGGGUCUUGUACUAAGUGCUAUAACAUCCUAAGCUCAGGGAAAGAUGAGAAGUGUGGCAGAAAGCCACCUUUGCUUCUCCCCUGCCAAAAAACUCUGCUCUAUGACAAUUUUGAUUAGAAUGGGCCCAGCAGAGGAUACAUACUUUUACCCUAUCUCUUCAGGUAACCUGAGCUGGAUACAUUCCUGAGGGAGGGGGGAAACCUGCUCCCUCUGCCUACGUGACUGGCAUCACAUACCUGGGUGAAGGACUUCCUUCCUGGUGGGCUAGAGUCUGCCCAGCAACUAGUGAUGUAUUUCUAAUUGGUUGGCUGACAGCCAACAGGUGCUGGCCUCCAUUGGACCAGGUAAAUGAGGUCACAAGGGCUAUGUAAGUUAAGGACUGCCCAGGAGGAGGUGGGCAGCAGCCAUGAGGGAUACUCAGGAACAAAGAACAGCUGUACCAUCUGAAACUUGUGCUAUCUCUCAAAACUUAUGAUCAAGGAACUGCUUGCCUCCAGAGGGAUUCUCCAACUGCCUCUGGAUGCUACUUGUGAGUAAGCUAACUGAGAUCCAACUAGAUAUAUAGCUUGCAGUAACUCAGAUGCAAGAUCAAAGGCUACCCCAGCCACAGGAGUUUGCUCUAUGGGAUUUCUCUGAUAUUGCUCUACCCUGUACCCUAUUCUAACCCUACCCUCUGUAACCAAUAAAGUUCUCCUUUGUGACUGGUGUAAGAGACUUACUGAGGGGUGGGUUUAAUUAUGCCUAGGAGGCCCCUUGGGUCUGCGGACUAAGGGAGACUAUCCUUUUUGGCCCCCGAUUUGGGGAAGUGCCCCAAGUUCUUGUAUUGGGUCGAGUACCAAUUGGACUAUUAGGCCUGUGUUUCCCAGAGGACACAGGACCUAGACAGUCCCUUCUCGGGGUGGUGGCAGCACACGUUACCCCCAGACUCUGCGGUGGGGCUCGAAAGGGG